UUAUGCCUUCGUUUCAAUUUGUAGAUUUUUAAUGGAAGUGGUUUUCUUUAAGAAUGAUGAAUUCCCGGAUAUAAGGAUUUAUUUUGUGGGUAUUACCUUGGCGUUAGUUUAGGGUAAUAAUCUAUUUCGCUGGACGAAAUUAUUUAGAAAACAGUUUUAAGAUUUUUGUAUAACAGUACCAGUAACAUCAUCAAAAAUUUAUGUCUAUGUAGUACUCGAAAUCCCUCGUCCGUACAUGAAGAAGAAGAAACAAAAUUAUUCCUACAACGACAUAAGAUGAAUUCUAAGAGUCAUAGUUUUGUUCUGAUUCCCAUGUUCUGAGUUUUAGAUUCUUGAAUUUUAGAGUAUCCAUUUUGAAAAUUGGUUGCAAAUAAAUUUGGUAUAGUGGCAAUAUUCUAAAUUCGGAGUUCUGUUUUAAUUUCCAAGGCAGGCAGGCUUGUAGUGACAGUGGAAGGGAGCAUCUCUGUACACAGAGACUUAUUAUCUCCGUCAGAGUGAUCAUGGAUCAGAAUUCUACUGUUGAGGAGGGAAAGGAUAGAAAGGUCUUCGAACUGGUUAAAUCAGUUUCAGCUAAGCGUCUUGAUCUUUUGAGACCAUCAGCUCGAUAUUUUUCAAUGUUUAAAGGACAAAGAGUGAAUGUUGCAGACCAUGAAAAGGGAAAGUAUACUCCUGUUAGAGACGAACAGGAAUCCCUACUGGGAACAUACGACAGACCUCUUCCUUGCUUUGGCUGUGGAAUAGGAUGGUUCUCUUUUCUGUUGGGUUUUUUGUGCCCUCUGAUGUGGUACUAUGCUACUAUCCUAUAUUUUGGUAACUACUACCGUAAGGAUCCCAGGGAACGCGCUGGGCUUGCUGCUUCUGCAAUUGCUGCUAUGGCGUGCUCUGUUGCACUGCUAAUUGUAGUCAUAAUUCUUCUGUUCUAGCUCUGGUGUUGCUGCUUUCAAGUAUACUCACAAGAGAGUUGUUGGAUUUUAUUCGAAUAUAUAGAUACGAGUCUUUGUGGUAAAAUGAAAUUGUUAUAUGAUAUGUCAGGUUCUUUCAUCACUUGUAUAUAUGGGGCAAAAGAAACAGAA
Molecule: messenger RNA, 1073 nt
Organism: Olea europaea var. sylvestris
Lineage: Eukaryota; Viridiplantae; Streptophyta; Magnoliopsida; Lamiales; Oleaceae
Product: 60S ribosomal protein L18a-like protein
Exons: 5
Coding region: 501-923 (140 amino acids)
Source: RefSeq, a predicted model, not a curated record